Molecule: messenger RNA, 297 nt
Organism: Linum trigynum
Lineage: Eukaryota; Viridiplantae; Streptophyta; Magnoliopsida; Malpighiales; Linaceae
Source: the annotation of a GenBank genome assembly
AUGGAUGCGAAUUCCGUUAACCAUUCUGAUGCCACCACGGAGGACUAUGCUUAUGCUCGUUCGGAGGAUAUAAGGAAGUUGCCUUCCGCUUCCCCAUUAUUGUUGAAGCUCAAGCAUAAGAAUUGGGCUCGUUCGCCUGCUGCAUUUUUUAGAAAGGGUAGUCAAAAGGAGGUCUCUUCUUACUCCUACAAUACUCAUGUAAUAUUCGAUUGGAGGGACGCCACCAAGAACGAUGGAGUGGAUGGUGAGGGUGAGGAUGAUGAGCAUUUGGAUUUGCCCAUUUUUGUAAUUUAUUAA